AUGGAAGCCGAACUAACCUCAUUUAUCGCCUGUUCUCCGCAAGAACAAUGUCAAGAGCUGCGACAAUAUAUGAAAUCUUUGGGGGCCGAAAUUUCCGAACAGCCGUCUCCGAAAGGGAUGGAGGACGACUUGCAUAAAAUCAUUCAAGUCUCCGAUGUCGUGUUUCAAAAAGGUUCCGAAAUUGAUAUCGAGUCUGUCCUGAACGGAAUCGUAUCUGUCGUCAUCAUCGUGGAGACAGAAGCCUCGGACGGCCUUGUGUUGGCGUUUUGUGAAAAGCUAGCGACGGCCUGGGAACCGGAUGUGAAGCACGGCCUCAUCGCCCUCAAAGUUUUGCGACUGUUGUUCUUCUCACUCAGCGAACGGUCCGCGAUGCGCUACCACGUUUACUACCACAUGGUCGAGGUGGCCGGCAAGGUGGGUCAGAUGGCCUCGGUCUUCUCCAACACGAACCAACUCAAGAAGACCUUUUCCGCCAGGCCACCCACGGCCGAACAAUUACAGAAACUCUAUCGCCUCCUGCACACCUCGUUGACUAAUUCCAAAAUGAGUGACGACGCUUAUAAAGUGAUGCUUGACUUAUUGGCGACGUACACGAUGGAAAACGCGUCUCAAGCAAGAGAGGACGCUCAGAGAUGUAUCCUCGCCUCACUUGCGGACCCAAAUAUUUAUCUGUUGGAUCAUUUACUUCCGUUGAAACCAGUCAAGUUUUUGGAAGGAAAUCCCAUCCAUGACCUUCUCAUGGUCGCCGUGUACGACGGGCUGAGUGAAUACAUGAAGUUUUACGCUGGGCACAAGGAAUUUAUGCAGAAAAUGAACCUGGAUCAUACCCAGAUGACGAAAAAGAUGAGGAUCCUGACCCUCAUCUCAAUGGCUGAGAAGAGUCCAGAAGUCUCCUUCUUGCAAAUCCAGAAAGAGUUACAGUUGGGGGCAGAUGAGGUUGAGCGAUUCAUUAUCGACGCCCUGAAAACUAAACUUCUCACCGCUCGGAUUGAACAAGCUAACCAACGCGUCAUUGUACAAUACGCUGUAAAAAGAGCCAUCACGAAAGCACAUUGGAUUCAAAUUCGCGAUACCUUGUUCCGCUGGAAGAAUAGUAUUCAUGCCAUUAAAGAAAACUUGCACGAUUUGGACGCGCCCAUCAUGUAAUCUGUUCUAUUUUAUUAUGGUUAUAUGUUCUACUAUUAAAUAAUUUUAGAGUUUAAAAGGUAUAUUGUUUUGAGUAACAAUUAACACCAACUUUGUAAUACUGAAAUGCAUUUUACAGUGUAUUUUGUAUCUAAAAUAAAAUCCAGCCCUAUUAAUUUA
Molecule: messenger RNA, 1305 nt
Organism: Folsomia candida
Lineage: Eukaryota; Metazoa; Arthropoda; Collembola; Entomobryomorpha; Isotomidae
Gene: eIF3m
Product: eukaryotic translation initiation factor 3 subunit M
Exons: 5
Coding region: 1-1146 (381 amino acids)
Biological process (GO): cytoplasmic translational initiation
Cellular component (GO): eukaryotic translation initiation factor 3 complex; cytoplasm
Molecular function (GO): translation initiation factor activity
Source: RefSeq, a predicted model, not a curated record